AUGAAGUCUGUUGUAGCAACUGCCAGGAAAAGUGUCCAUUUCCAUGAUAGCCUGGACAAAUACCUGACAGUGAAGAUGGAGGCCAUGGACGAAAACAACAUCGAUUAUCAUACACCGAUAUUGAAAAGGAAAGACGGCCUUGCCAUGGCAGACAAGUCAUAUGGCCCACAUAGCCGACGCCACACUGAGGCUGCUGUGCAGCCUAAAACAAUGAUAUGUAAGGGAAUGUCAGUGAAGUUCCAAAGGGCACAGCUGAUGGGUUACGACUCACCAGAGGAGUAUGAGAAGCGUGAGGUGCUCCAUUACGCACCUGAUGCAAAUGGGAGUGUUGGCAAAUACAUGCUACCCGAAAAUGAGGUGAGGAGGGCAGUUGCCAAAGCUGCGCUCACCAUGGCACGACCUAGGAAACGCAAGGCAGACUUACCAGACUCACCGGAAGGGAAUACAGUCAGAGACAGUAAGAUAGAGUCUCCAUCUCCCAAGCGAGUUAGGAAGAAGUCCAAAGCCACCCACAUGCGUGCUCCAGCAAAGGCCAAGCCUCCUCGCAUGGUUCCUGGGAACAACAGUCAGGGUGAUGACGUGGUAUCGGGGACACCGGAUAAUGACUCACCUGUAUCCAGCGGGUCAUUGUCACCGAUACUCCCUUCAAGGAUAGAGCCACUCGACUUGUUGAAGCCGAAGGCCACUCACACGCAUGCUUUAGCAAAGGCCAAGCCCCCUCGCAUGAGGCCCGGGAACAGCAGUCAGGUGGACAGAGCCAGACUGCCACAGAAUGAGGUGACAGGAGCACAGGAGGAUGAGGUGGUACCAGAGACAGUGUCACCGAGUAACAGCUCACCUUUAUCAAGCAGCAAAACGGUUCCAGAAUCGCAUACCUCAAUGGUUAUCCCUCCUAUUGGGUUGAUUCAUCCAACCCCCAACAGCACUCCAGCUAGAGGGCAAUCGAUGUCAGGAUCAAAUAAUAAUGGGAUUACGUAUCUCACUGUGAACGAAGGGCCAACACCCUGGGCACGCUCGGAGACACCAUCUUCCACAACAAGCACGGGUGCGGUUCAUUCGGAGGCGCUAUUGAAAGGAAAUGUCAAAUGCUUGGUGGAGAUCGACAUCAUUAAACUGCCCAUCGACAAGAAGGUACCACCUCCUGAAACCUUGGACACAGCUCAGCACUGGGAAAUCGUUAGGGACGUUGGAGAUGAGCUUCGUGGUAAAGGUGCCGAUGUAGGAAGACUUGCCAGGGCCAUGGCAAAAUUGCUUGAUACCGACGAAGUUAGUGACAAGAAAGAUGAGGUUUUGAACAUGUGGAUCCAGAUGUUGCCUGGUUGA
Cantharellus anzutake is the source of this 1323-nucleotide messenger RNA. RefSeq lists its product as uncharacterized. Lineage: Eukaryota; Fungi; Basidiomycota; Agaricomycetes; Cantharellales; Hydnaceae. The record is from RefSeq and is a predicted model, not a curated record. The transcript has 5 exons. The coding region runs from base 1 to 1323 and encodes 440 amino acids.